Chroicocephalus ridibundus (black-headed gull) is the source of this 2981-nucleotide messenger RNA. RefSeq names its product tripartite motif containing 3 (gene TRIM3). Gene Ontology annotation, biological process: protein polyubiquitination; proteasome-mediated ubiquitin-dependent protein catabolic process; negative regulation of translation. Lineage: Eukaryota; Metazoa; Chordata; Aves; Charadriiformes; Laridae. The record is from RefSeq and is a predicted model, not a curated record. Gene Ontology annotation, molecular function: translation repressor activity; protein binding; ubiquitin protein ligase activity.
CCCCGGGGGGGGGUCCCGUGGGAAAUUUUAAGGGGUGACAAGAGUGUGUGUCCCCCCCCCCUCCAAGCUCCCCGUGGUGCCGUCCGGGCUGGCAGCUCCCUCCCUUGCCCAGCCCUGGCGCAGUCCGGGCCGAGGAUGCUGAAGCGAGGAGGGGGGGGCUGAGCGCCGGACGCCGCCAUGGCCACGCGGGAGGCCAGCGCCAGCCCCGUGGUGCGGCAGAUCGACAAGCAGUUCCUGGUCUGCAGCAUCUGCCUCGACCGCUACCGCAACCCCAAGGUGCUGCCCUGCCUCCACACCUUCUGCGAGAGGUGUCUCCAGAACUAUAUCCCGCCCCAGAGCCUGACCCUCUCCUGCCCCGUCUGCCGCCAGACCUCCAUCCUGCCCGAGCGCGGCGUGGCCGCCCUGCAGAACAACUUCUUCAUCACCAACCUCAUGGAGGUGCUGCAGCGGGACCCCGACAGCUGCGGCCCCCACCCCGGCCGCGGCCUGGACCCCGUCAGCGCCGUCACCGGCCAGCCCCUCUCCUGCCCCAACCACGAGGGCAAGGUGAUGGAGUUUUACUGCGAGCCCUGCGAGACGGCCAUGUGCCGGGAGUGCACGGAAGGGGAGCACCGGGAACACGUCACCGUGCCGCUGCGCGACGUGGUGGAGCAGCACAAGGCGGCCCUGCAGCAGCAGCUGGACGCCGUCCGUAGCCGGCUCCCGCAGCUGGCGGCGGCCGUGGGGCUGGUGUCGGAGAUCAGCCAGCAGCUGGGCCAGCGGAAGCAGGAGGCGGUGGCCGAGAUCGGCAGCACCUUCGAGGAGCUGGAGACGGCGCUGCGGCAGCGUCGCGGGCUGCUGGUGCGCGACCUGGAGGCCACCUGCGGCGCCAAGCAGAAGGUGCUGCAGGCGCAGCUGGAGUCGCUGCGGCAGGGCCAGGAGAGCAUCCUCAGCAGCUGCGCCUUCACGGAGCAGGCGCUGCACCACGGCACGGCCACCGAGGUGCUGCUGGUGAAGAAGCAGAUGAGCGAGCGGCUGAGCGAGCUGGCCAGCCGCGAGUUCCCCGAGCACCCCCACGAGAACGCCCAGCUCGACUACGUGGUGGAGACGGAAGGCGUCCGCAAGUCCAUCCUCAACCUGGGCGUGCUCAUCACCACCAGCGCCACGGCCCACAAGACGGUGGCCACGGGCGAGGGGCUGCGGCACGCCGUGGUGGGGCAGCCCUCCUCGCUCAGCGUCACCACCAAGGACAAGGACGGCGAGCUGGUGCGCAGCGGCAGCGCCAGCCUGCGCUUCCAGGUGACGGCGCCCGACGGCGGCGCGGCCGAGGCCGAGGUGCAGGACAACAAGAACGGCACCUACGAGCUGCUCUACACCCCCCGCGCCGAGGGCGACUUCCUCCUCUCCAUCCUGCUCUACGGGCAGCCCAUCCGCGGCAGCCCCUUCCGCGUCCGCGCCGUCAAGGCUUCCGACGUCCCCCCCUCUCCCGACGACGUCAAGCGCCGCGUCAAAUCGCCCAGCAGCGGCCACAUCCGACAGAAGGCCGUCCGGCGGCCCUCCAGCAUGUACAGCAGCGGCAAGAAGAAGGAGAACCCCAUCGAGGACGAGCUCAUCUUCCGCGUGGGGAGCCGUGGCCGGGAGAAGGGGGAGUUCACCAACCUCCAGGGCAUCUCCACCUCCAGCAGCGGCCGCAUCGUGGUGGCCGACAGCAAUAACCAGUGCGUGCAGGUGUUCUCCAACGAGGGGCAGUUCCGGCUGCGGUUCGGGGUGCGGGGCCGCUCCCCCGGCCAGCUGCAGCGCCCGACCGGCGUCACCGUGGACAUGAACGGGGACAUCAUCAUCCGACUACGACAACUCGCCGACUACGACAACCGCUGGGUCAGCAUCUUCUCGCCCGAGGGCAAGUUCAAGACCAAGAUCGGGGCCGGGCGGCUGAUGGGCCCCAAGGGCGUCGCCGUGGACCGCAACGGCCACAUCAUCGUGGUGGACAACAAGGCCUGCUGCGUCUUCAUCUUCCAGUCCAACGGCAAGCUGGUCACCAAGUUCGGCAGCCGCGGCACGGCCGAGCGGCAGUUUGCAGGGCCCCACUUCGUGGCCGUCAACAACAAGAACGAGAUCGUGGUGACGGACUUCCACAACCACUCCGUGAAGGUGUACAACGCGGACGGCGAGUUCCUCUUCAAGUUCGGGUCGCACGGGGAGGGCAACGGGCAAUUCAACGCCCCCACCGGGGUGGCCGUCGACGCCAACGGCAACAUCAUCGUGGCCGACUGGGGCAACAGCCGCAUCCAGGUGUUCGACAGCGCGGGCUCCUUCCUCUCCUACAUCAACACGGCGGCCGACCCGCUCUACGGGCCGCAGGGGCUAGCGCUCACCUCCGACGGGCACGUGGUGGUGGCCGACUCGGGCAACCAUUGCUUCAAGGCCUAUCGCUACCUGCAGUAGCCACCGCCGCCGCCGCCAUGGGCACGGGGACGCAGCCCGCCGACCCCCGGAGCGACGCCGUGGAGGGGGGGUGGGGUGGGGGUCCCACGGCUACGACCGCCCCACGGCCACGGCCGCCCCCCCCCCGCCCCACACACGCACCCCCCCCCGGCCAUGGCUGCCCCGGCUUCACGUGCACUUUAUCGGGGGGCGGCCGGGCCCAGAGCAGGGGCGAGGACGGGCCCCGCCAGGGUCAUUUCGGGGGGGGGCCGGGGACCCCUCUCCUGCCCCACGGCGGGGACGGCAGCCCCACGGACCUGGCUGCCGGGGGGGACCGUGGGGCAGCUGUGGGGCGGCCGGUGCCGGAGCCUCGCACCCCACGGGGGCUGCCCCACACGCCACGGGGGCUGCCCCCCCCCCAGCAGCCCCGACUCCCCGGCCGCAGCCCCCCCCCGCCACGAGGUGGCCGCGGGUGCCCGCCUGCCCCACGGCGUGGGGGGGGGGUGUGGGGGGGUGUGGGGCGGCCGCCGCACGCUGACAAAACUGUAUGUACAAAAUAAAAGUAUUCUGCAAAUACC